AUGUCCACCACAGACCUCAAGCUCGCCGUCGGCACGGCCGGCUUCCCGGGCGAGAAGCUCCAGCCCGCCCUGGACGCGAUCAAGGCGGCGGGGAUCAGGGAGAUCGACACGGCCGAGAUGUACGACAACAACGAGGCCGACCUCGGCUCUGUCAACGCGGCCGACCACUUCACCAUCUCCACCAAGAACCCGGGCGGGUGGCAGCCGGGCGCGCUCAAGGACAUCACGGCGCGGUUCAACGCCUCGCUCGACAAGCUACACACCAAGGCCGUCGACAUCCUGUACUGGGUGCCGCAGGUCGACGCGCUGCACAGGCAGGGCAAGUUCGCCCGGUUCGGGGUGAGCAACUUCUCGCCCGACGAGGUGCGGGCGCUGCACGGGUAUGCCGCCGCAAAAGGGUACGUGCUGCCGACCGUGUACCAGGGCAACUACAACGCCGUGUCGCGGCUGACGGAGGCGACGCUGUUCCCCGUGCUGCGGGAGCUUGGGAUCGCCUUCUACGCGUACUCGCCCGUGGCCGGCGGGUUCCUGACCAAGACGCGGGCGUCGUUCGAGGAGGGGACCGUGGACGGGCGGUUCAGGCGGGGCCACGAGGCCCCCGUCGCCAAGAUGUACCAGGACUUUUACCACAAGCCCGCGCUGCUCGAGGGCCUGGGGCGGUGGGAGGCGCUCGCGGAGGAGGAGGGGGUCCCGAGGGCCGAGCUGGCGUACCGGUGGGUGUACUGGCACUCUGCGCUGCGGCAGGAGCUGGGGGAUGUGGUUAUUGUCGGGGCGAGCAGGCCCGAGCAGGUCACGCUUACGGCGGAGGGGAUCCGGAGGGGCCCGCUGAAGCCUGAGGUUGUGAGGGGGAUCGAGGAGGUGUGGGAGCUGGUUAAGGGGGAUGCUAUUGUUGAUAACUUUGACGCGCUUAAGGGGAGUAAGUGA
This is a messenger RNA of Diaporthe batatas, 924 nucleotides long. RefSeq lists its product as uncharacterized. The record is from RefSeq and is a predicted model, not a curated record. Lineage: Eukaryota; Fungi; Ascomycota; Sordariomycetes; Diaporthales; Diaporthaceae. Bases 1 to 924 code for a protein of 307 amino acids. The transcript has 2 exons.